GGCUUUUGGCUUCUUGAAAGAGAAGCUACUAUGAUGUUUGAAGGGCUUUCCAAGCAACCACCUUCGCUUGUUGAUCUCUGCCUUAGGACAGCGAUUGAUAAUGUACGCUACAUCGGAUAUGUCGGUGGGGUUGAUUUUCAUCUCCUUGAGCAGAUUAUGCAACAUUGUACACUAGAACAGCUGAUGCAUAUAGAGGAUUCUACUCAAGACACAGAUCUUAGUCCAGUCACCAAUAAGUUUUGGAAGAGAUUCUGUGAGAAGCAGUAUGCUGCAGAUGUAGAAGAACUGUACCUUGUCGUGGAGGAUUUGAAGAAGAGGAAAAUGAGUUUCAAGUGGAGGGAGUUGUAUGAGGCAAAGUUGAAAGCCGUGCAAGAAGAUGAGAAGGAGGCUAUUAAUAAACUGAAGCAACGUUACAAGGCGGAAGAUGCAAGGAAACAAAGUCGACAAACUAAGCUCUGCUCAAAAACUCCUCCUGCGAAAAAAGCGUUCUGGGGUAAUGGUGCAUCAGGUUACAAUGUAUCGAAUGUCAAGAGCAACAUCAUGAAGAAGGCAAAACUGGAUCUUUUAAAGAGUCAAGAAGUGAAAAAUCUCACUGCGAUUAAAAGGAACACGAUUCAAAAGAGUUUCAGUAUUUCUGCUCCAAAGAGGAACGGCUUAUCUGCGAACGCGCCUUCAACUUCAAGAAGCAGUUCUUAUGGUGAAGUGAAAAAUCUUACUCCAACUAAAAGGAACACGAUUCAGAAGAGUUUCAGUAUCUCUGCUCCAAGGAGGACCGGCCUAUCCGCGAACGCUCCUUCAACUUCAAGAAGCAGUUCGUACGGUGAAGGAAAUCUUCCUCCGAAUAGGAUCAACAGUCUUCAUGGGACUGCUCCUUCAGCUUCAAGAAAUGCAGCCACCAAACGAAAACAUGUAAUGUAA
This is a messenger RNA of Thlaspi arvense, 918 nucleotides long. NCBI's taxonomy places the organism in Eukaryota, Viridiplantae, Streptophyta, Magnoliopsida, Brassicales, Brassicaceae. The record is from the annotation of a GenBank genome assembly.